UGAAGACAAUUUUUGUUCUGCUCAGUUCCUGCAGCUAGAGUACAUGAGAUGUGUCCUGGCUGCUCAACUUUAAUUCACCACGACAAUAACGACAUUCAGAAGACUGUGUCCCACUCUCUGGAAAAGUUCAACAAUGAAAGCGAACUCGCCAAUCGUUUUGCUCUCCUCAAAAUCUUCCGUGCUGCAGCAGGGAUGGCCCUGAGUACGUAUUACAAUGUGGAAUUCAGCAUCCAGGAGACCAUCUGCCCCAACAGCGCAGAAGCAACAGCUGAGAAGUGCCCCCUCAUGAACUGCGAGUUCGCCCACAAGGGCUUCUGCAUGACAGCCCUCUACCACUGCCCCACUAAUGAAAUGAUCGACGUAGAUUGUGAGAUCUAUGAGCCUGAGGCUGCUGAGAGAGAGAAGAAGCUCCACCUGCUGGGCGAAGAGACUGACCACAGCCACAAUGACACACACUCACACAGCCACGACCAAGACCAAACACACGACCACGCACACGAUCACACCAAGUGCAGCUCUAAUCAUGGCCACACCAGCAACCACACUGAUGACCGUGAUCACCACCACACACAUGACCAUGCCACAGGCAGCGCCCACAGGCACGCUCAUGACCACUCCCAUGACCACGGUCUGAAUCACGAUCACGUGCACACUCAUCACGACAAGGCACACAACCACAGCGAUGACUCUCCCAGUCACCACCACGACUAUAAGCACGCUGAAGGUGUGCACACACAUGAACAUGACCACGAGCUGGCUUUGGACCAUGACCACAAGCACGGUCACCUGCAUGAACAUGAGUGCUACCACCAUCACUACAAGCAUAUAAAAUAUACAUAUAAAAUAUCCAACGCACUAUCCAGAGCUGAAUGGCUGGCGAACACCAAGAUGGAUGAUGAUGUAAGAGCAUAUGUGAACAUGGUCAUAAGUGCACUUCCUGUUGCAGAAGGGAAGAUGGAGCUCAUAAGAGCAGAGACAAGCAAAGAUGAAACGUUACAAACUCUGCGCAAAACCAUCAUAUUCAAGAGUAUUGGAACUUCAGAGCAGAACUCUCUGUAG
This is a messenger RNA of Neolamprologus brichardi, 1059 nucleotides long. The record is from RefSeq and is a predicted model, not a curated record. NCBI's taxonomy places the organism in Eukaryota, Metazoa, Chordata, Actinopteri, Cichliformes, Cichlidae.